Messenger RNA from Mesocestoides corti, 459 nucleotides. NCBI's taxonomy places the organism in Eukaryota, Metazoa, Platyhelminthes, Cestoda, Cyclophyllidea, Mesocestoididae. The record is from the annotation of a GenBank genome assembly.
GAUGCUAGCACACUAACAGAACUGCCCAUUUACAAACGUAAACAUCACAUUCGGCACUGCAUUUUAUGCGAAUUCCAACGAGGAAUAAGUGCGUCGAAAGCACGGAAAUCACUUUGUAGUGUUCUUGAAACGUGUGAUUACCGGUACGAACGUUUUAGAAGUGGUGAUUUAGAUCUCAGUGAAACAUGCCUUCCACUGCUUACCCGCCGGCAACAAGCAGUGAUUGACAAGUAUACUUUGCACGGGAAUCCCAAACGUAAAAAUGUCGUUGGUAAGCCCCAGACAACCCAGUACAUCGACGGCGAAACAAGGCAUCCACUUGAAGAAGACGGUUCGCCUGUAUAUCUGGUGGUUGGACAUAAAGGGUGCACUUCAUUACGAACUCAUGGAAACUGGUCGUCACACGAUGACUGCGGUACGCUACAGUCGAUAACUGAACAAACUGAGCGAAGGACAUGA